GUUUACUGUAGGCACCAGCCACAGGGAACAAAAACCUGCCUAGAUCUUUGGAGGCUUUUGCUCUCUGUAACAGAAAGGGAACUUUCACUCUUGGUAUAGGGGCUUUUUAUUAUUAUUUUGUUGGAAAAGCGUUCGUUAGAUCCCUAUAUAGGCGGUUAUUUAUCUGCAUGGAGUCAGGACCAUGUGGUCUCAGCUUCACAUGCAAAUUCCCUUUUUAAUAAUCCUAAUGCGGGGAGCCCUCCAAUCAGAGCACUAUCAGCCACUGGCGCCCUGAUACCUGAUGCCAGCUUUACUGGUAAUGUAGGCCACUGAAGCAAAUCCAGGGAGAUUGACUUGGAAGUGAAGAGAGGAGAUCCGCCUGCUUGGCUUCCUGACACAGGGGUUUCUAUUUGUUUUCUCCCUCUGCUCUGGACUCAGAAAGGGACACAAUUCCUGUACAAUCAUUAUCGGAGAGCAGCCCAGCAGGGUCAAGGCUGAGAGAAGAGGACACAGCCACAAGCAGUGAAGCAAGGUGGAGGAGUGAAGACAGAGGAGCAGGUGGAUGAAAGCAUGAGGUUACUCCUGGGCAGCAGCUGGAAGAAAUUUGGACAUGCUGACAGGGGAAACUACGACUGGCUGAACACUGAACCAGGUGGGCCACUUCUGGAAACAGAGCUCCAGAGUAGACAACAGAUAAGUUCAACCAAAGAUGACAUAGAACCAUUUCUGUGCAUCAUUUUGCCUGCCACCAUGAUGCUCUUCCUGGCAUUCCUGCUGCUCUUCCUGUACCGCCGCUGCCAGCGCCCCAUCCCACAAGGGCAGAUCUUCAGCAUUGACCUCCCUGAGGCCCUGCCUGAGCAUGAUGUGUCCAAUUUCCUUUCUGUGCUGCCAUGGAACAGCGAGCAGAGUUUUCACUAUUCCACUCUGCUCCCAGAUGCCACAUUCCUGUCCUUAUGCUUGCCUCCAUCCUACGAGGAGGCCACUACAAAGACUGCCUUGGAUGAGGCUCACGUUGAGCUCCCUCCAGACCCAGUGCCUCCUUAUGAAGAGAGCACAUUGCCAUCCAGCAGCACCAGAUAAGCUUCCUACGGAAGUACUUUAGCUGAAGCAUGCUGCCCAUCAAGGCACAAAUAUGGAUCUGCUAUGGCCUUUAAAAUUAGCACAAAUAAUCCAAAUGAGGUAAAACAAAUGAACUGUGAAGGAACAAGGAUUAAAGGACAAUCUGUAGCAAGGCUAAACACCUCAUCAGUUCUAGGCUGGUAAUGGGGGAAUCUGAGAGGACAGAGUAUGUUGUAUAAGGAUUAGACUUACAGAUGGAUGAGAACCUGCUCAAUCCCAAAGAGACAUAACAUUGAUGGCUGGACUUGAUGGUCUUGAAGAUCUUUUCCAGCCUAGAUGACUCUAUGAUAAAUUAUACUACAAAUUUAACAGUUGCAAAAAGGGCUUUUAGCACGAAUCUGUGCCAGUUUGGCUUUUUCUACUUUAUGUGCUUAUUUUUCAUUGAGUUCCUGAAAAGCUGAUUUAUUAAGUCAGCAUGUCCUAACAUCGCAUCAUUCUUCAGUGCUCUGGAACAGUCGAUCACAGCACUCAGGAAAACAAACUCUAAGGAAAUUUUCCAGCUGUCCCCAAAAGUACAACCACGCACCAUUCCUGAAAGCUGACUUCUACCACGACUGAAUGGUGAGAGCAACCAGAGAAGACCAGAUCAUUCUGGAUGAGGAAGAUUCCAACACCAUCACACACAAACAUGUGCACUUGGUACAAGACAAAGCUUACCAGAUCCCAAAGUUCUCGGCUACUGGCUUGACUUAUUUGCCAAUGUACAGAUCUAAAACAAUAAAUCCUGUGACCUUUUAGGUACCAUGUGCAAAAGAAAAUAGGGGGGCGGGGGGGAGAAAUAAAUCUAAUGCUCAAAGAAAAAAAUCCAGUUGGUGUUUCAAAACAGCAUUGCAUUCGCUUUGCCACAAGCGAGAAGUAAAUACCAUUUAAAUGGGUUCUUGAGAGGGCUUGCACAUCCUUACUUUUAGAGAGUGACGUGUCUCUAAUUCCUUCUUUCAGAACAGCACUUUCACCAUGCUGACAGAUGCUCUUGUUGACUGAUAAAAUUCAGCCUCCAUUGUUUCAAAUGUGGCAUAUUUUGCCUUAAAAUAUCUAAUAUGUUCUGAAAUCAGUUGCUCUGUUCUUCAGCAGUUUAUCCUUGUCAUUUUAGUGCCUGAAAGCUACCCUGGACUCAGUUUUCUAAGUUACUCUCCUGUUAUCUUAAUUACAAGUCAAAUAAAUUCUUGAGUGAUAUUUCCGGUGAUCAAAACUGAUGUGCUAAUUCUAGAACUAGCCAAGAAUUGCUAUUCCUUCCAAGAAAACUGAGCAAUCAUCUCCCACAUAGUAUUUAUCGGGUAACUCAAAGCCUGCAUUAGAAAAACAGUUUGUUCACAUUACUAGAGAUAAAUUAAGAACAGAUAAUUGCUCACAUUCAAAUUAACAGCAAUAUAUAUCCCAUUACUUCAGUUCCUUUUUCUAAUAGACUACUUUUAAUUUCAUCUAGAAUUAGUGUCUUGUUUUAAAUAAAUGAUUUAAACAUUGUUUUAUCUGGUCUUGCAUGGUAAUUGUCCCUAGUGGGUUUCAACCUACCCAGCAUCUCAUUCUUAAAUCUCCACUUCAAAUCAAAGGUCCAGCUGAUAAAUUACUCUCCACAGUGUAGCAGCUACCACUGAUCAUGUCAACCUGUGGCACACCCAGCAGUAACCAUAGUGUCAUUGUCACUGCUACUGUUUGAUCACAUCCUCUGCAGCAAACAUAGCUCACUGUCCAAAAGGAACUCAUGCUCAGCUCCACUAAUCUGAAAGAGAAAGGCUUAAAGCACACCAUCUCAAAAAGAGCCAUUGGAAUUUCAGCUUUAGACAAGAUGACUGAAACAUUAAAUUUUCAAGUACAGAAAAAGUAACUGCAAACAGAAGAAAACAACCCUUCAUACUUCAUGCCUGCAGCAGUCUGGACUGGUUCCAGAAAGCUUAAGUUGCAUGAAAAAACAUCUAAAAACAAACUACAAUCUAAAAGAGCAGCAAAGCACUGGGAGCAACAUCUCUGGUCAUAAUGCGAAAUCAAGCAACCAUCUGUCAGCAGUGAAGGAUGCUAGUUGGAGCAAGGAAUGCUUAGAAGUUAUCCCUGGGCCUUUCCCUGCUCCUACAUCAUAAGGCUGUGUAAAAAUAAAGUCUGUUCAUGGUUUCUAAGUUUUAUAAGAAAAUAAACAUCUCUUUGAAAACCAGACACCAUGAAUUUUCACAUACAUACAUAGAUCACUGUAAGUCUGUACUAUAUAAUGGCAAGGUGCUUAUAAUUUUUUUGUUUAAAUCCAAUGAAGGUUAGAGCUUAUUAAAAUAUCAAAACCUGCUAACACACACACCAUCUUCUGAGCUGUAGGCUCACUGUGACAGGCAGGGUAACACUGCUCUGGUGUUUUACUAAGACAGCGCCAACAGCCAGCAAUGCGAUUGCGUAUAUCCUAAAUCUAAACAACAAGCUGUUGUAAGAAACUAUGGAGUAGUAGAGGCACCCUUUCACUAAAAAGGUUUUCAAAGGCUUAGAGGGCAAUCUCUAUGCCUGACCUCUCUGGGAGAGCAGUCAGAGUCCCUUACUGCCCACUGCUUUGUGAGCAGAGAUGCACACACACUGCAUGUGGAUGAAAGCCUUGCGCUCAAAAUGCAUUAGGGGAAAAGAGCACCAAUAUUUUUUACAAAAUUGUUUUAUUAAAUAUGCACUGAAAGCAUACAGCCCACACCUCCCACAAUAACGUAAUGGUUUUAUAUUAAUAGAAUAUCCUAAGCAUAGUAGAUGCUCAUAAAAUGAAGUAUUCAAUAAAACUGAUUCAUGCUUACCUACAGACCGAGCAUCUGGCACCUAUUCAUUGCUAUGCUACCAUAACUAGCUCAUGACUCAUCUGUACUUGCCAGUGGUGAAAGGUGUUUUCAAAACAGCACAGUCACUGCUUGGUCUUCUGAAAUAACUAUUUUUACUCUCUAUCUAGAACACAAUCAUUGUCACUGGUGUGCACAGGGAGAAGCAUUUAAGCGUAUACCUACCCCUGAAGAGAGAUGCUCAUUUGUAACAAGUAUUUUGACUAGUAAUUCAGCCCUGGUUUCAGUGAAGUAGAAGAAAAUGAAAAAGAAAUAAACAACAUCAAGUCAGUGUGUCUUUACAAUAGUUCAACAACACCACAGUAGCCCCAAUAAUAAAAUAAAUGGUUUAAUCUGCAAUGACAGGGAUUUUACUUGGGUCCCUAAACCCACAAAACAUCUGAAUACAGGCACACAACGACACGCUUUUGCCAGUACCAACUCCACUAGUAAGAACUAUGUACAUCCCAGUAGAGAAGAACACUUAUGAACGUAGUUCAUAACCAAAAGCAUGUUUUUAAGUCAACUGCUAAUUAAAUGAAU
Coturnix japonica (Japanese quail) is the source of this 4412-nucleotide messenger RNA. It is a transcript of the gene SMIM28, whose product is annotated as small integral membrane protein 28. The record is from RefSeq and is a predicted model, not a curated record. Lineage: Eukaryota; Metazoa; Chordata; Aves; Galliformes; Phasianidae.